CUCUAUACUGCUCCGCCCGCUCCGUUGUGCUGGCAGGCUAGCCCACCGGAAAACCACCUGCGCCUGCAGGAUGGCCAACAUGUCCGCUCCCGACCGCUCAGGCUCACCUACCCUCCUUGAGAAGAUUGACGAAAUCGUCCCGGCGCCGCUCGCACAGUUCGACGCGUUCCCAAAACUCCCAUCUACCUACAAAGCGCGCUCGGAGUCCCGCGGCUUCCUCACUGUCUUCGUUGCUCUCCUGGCUUUUUUGCUUGUACUCAAUGAUAUCGGCGAAUACAUAUGGGGCUGGCCGGAUUACGAGUUCAGUGUGGACAAGGAGCCGGGAAAUAACAUGAACGUUAAUGUGGAUAUGAUGGUCAACAUGCCGUGUCGCUUUCUCAGUGUGGACCUCCGAGAUGCUGUCGGUGAUCGGCUAUACUUGAGCAGCCGUUUCCGCCGGGACGGGACGAAGUUCGACAUCGGCCAGGCCACUUCAUUGAAGGAACACGCUGCUAUGCUGUCUGCGCAACAGGCAGUUGCCCAAUCUCGCAAGUCUCGUGGGCUUUUCUCGACGCUAUUCCGAGGAAGCAACAACCAGUACCGUCCGACAUACAACUAUCAGAAGGAUGGCAGUGCGUGCAGAAUAUAUGGAACAAUCACUGCCAAGAAAGUUACUGCAAACCUGCACGUUACAACCAUGGGACACGGCUAUGCCAGUAGGGAACAUGUUGAUCACAAGCUCAUGAAUUUAUCCCACGUCAUUACCGAGUUCUCCUUUGGGCCGUACUUCCCGGAGAUUACGCAGCCACUCGACAACUCCUUUGAGGUGGCUGACGAUCCAUUCAUGGCGUAUCAAUACUACCUUCAUGUUGUACCGACGACGUAUAUUGCGGCGCGCUCAGCGCCUCUGUAUACACAUCAGUACAGCGUUACGCAUUACACUCGCAAGCUGGACAGCCACCAUGGUACUCCGGGUAUCUUCUUCAAGUUCGACCUUGAGCCUCUCGCCCUCACUAUACACCAGCGCACAACCUCACUUGUGCAGCUUUGGAUUAGAUGUGUCGGUGUUAUUGGUGGCAUAUUUGUCUGCAUGGGAUAUGCUGUGCGCAUCACCGAUCGCGCAGUCGAAGCUGUCUCGGGUGUCGACAAGUCGCAAGGGAUCGUCGCCGCGGAGGCCAGCGGAGUCGGUGUUGGCAUUCGCAAGCGUCUCGGUAAUACCGAUGUCCGCCUGCGCGGCAACCGUCAAAGCUGGGCUGACGGCGGCGGUGGUAGCGCGUACUCGAGCUACGCCGGGACGCCCGUGUCGGGCGCCUUCCCAAGCCCUCAGCUCGCGGCGUACCCGUCGUCGCCCUACGCCGCAAGUAUCUCGAGCCCCCUGCCGAGCGCCCCACCUAUGGACCGCCGCUCGUCUGGUCUGGGCUUUGGGCUGAACUCGCCUUCGUUCGGCCCAGUCCCGUCGACUGCACCACCGCAAGGCCGACGUUCCCCGAACUCACCGUUCCUGACGGCUGCGACGGCUGGGUCGCCAUACAGCGGAACGUUGUCUGUGCCGCCUACGCCUGGCACCGCGCAGAGCGGGUUCUACUCGCACUUCCCGCCGACACCGAACCCUGCAAACGCGGGCUUCCCACGCUCGCCUGCACCGGGUGGUGGAGGCACGUUCGCCACGCAGCAGGGCAUGACGUCUCCGCCGCCACCGCGAUCUAGCGGACUGCGCCACCAGAGCAGUAGCGAUAAUAAGGCGAAGGAUGACUAGUCUCUGUCUUGGAGCUACGGAAUGGGACUUUGGUGCUCGUACUACUUUGUGCGGAUUCGCUAGCGCUGUCUGUGCUCUGUAUGUGUAUGUUAUCGCUUUGGGAUCGCUCUCUCAUGCAUCUGCGGUCUUGUGUAUGGUAUCUCAAGUGUGGAGAUUGCCCUGGCUGAGCGGGAAAUGGCUCGUCAGGUUCAACGAA
Messenger RNA from Rhodofomes roseus, 1931 nucleotides. Its product is annotated as DUF1692-domain-containing protein. Gene Ontology annotation, biological process: retrograde vesicle-mediated transport, Golgi to endoplasmic reticulum; endoplasmic reticulum to Golgi vesicle-mediated transport. Gene Ontology annotation, cellular component: COPII-coated ER to Golgi transport vesicle; Golgi membrane; endoplasmic reticulum. The record is from RefSeq and is a predicted model, not a curated record. Lineage: Eukaryota; Fungi; Basidiomycota; Agaricomycetes; Polyporales; Fomitopsidaceae. The coding region runs from base 71 to 1735 and encodes 554 amino acids. The transcript has 6 exons.